CGACGUCGCUUCUUUGAAUGACGUAGAAAAAGGGCGCCUGGUCACUCGUACAAGAUGUUCAGGAAGCCGAAUCGCAAUUUACGCGUUCGAAAAGCAGAAUCCAGUGAAGAGGAGGGAGAAGAAGAAAGAGGAAAGGAGGAAGAAAAUGAGCGGAUCCGGUCUAACAAGCAGAGAAGAGAUGGCCGCAGGGGUCUGACCUGCGCGACCAGAAAGAAGAGGGAAGAAAGAAGCGCGGAUUUUCCUGGGGGUGGUAGUAAUAAUGGAGAUGGUGAUGAUGAUGAAGAGGUGCUGGGCGGUGGGCAGAGCAGCGAGGAGGAGGAGGAUGACGACGGGGAUGGCCGUGUCAAACUGCCCAGGAGCGGCGGGCCUAGGAGUCUGCUGAGUUUCACAGAGGAGAGGGAAGGUGAAGACGUGUCGUUUAAGGUUAAGAAGCCGUCUGUGAACGCGGUAGUGUUUAGAGUGCAGAAGAAGACAGAAAAUGGAGACCAUGCAAAGAAGCAAAAUGAUGUUGUUGCUGUGCAUUCGGGGAGGGAUAGUUGUUCUGAGCCUGAAAGUGAAGCUGAAAGUGAAGAACGUGCGGAUUCCCCAACUUUGGACAAGGACUUAACAGAUUCUGAUGCCAGCAGCCCAUCUCAGUCUCUUUCUGACACAGAACCUACAGGUGAUAUCCCAGAUUUGAAAACCAUCCAAGCAGCUCGCAGACAGCGUAGAAGAGCUCGAGCCCAAGGUGACUACUUAUCGCUUGAUACGUCACAGACCAGGACAGAUUCCAGCCAGUCAGAUAGUGAUGACGAUCUUGAUGACCAUGAGAAAAGAAUCCAGUUUGCACCGGGGACCAAAACGCUGAAGGAGCAGAUGGCAGGCGAGAUAUCUUCAGGGAAUGAAUCUGGCAGGGAAGAGAAUCAGGAGGAUGUGGACUUUCAGGACAGAUGGGAGGAACAGCAGAUAAAGAAAGCAAUCAAGUUUUCACAGGCUGUAGAUGAAGAUAUGGUGCCUGUGCGACCCCCACAAAGGGUUAGAAGAGCUGCAGAGCCAAGGGUGUCCUUGCCACCAGUAACAGUGGGAGAUAUCAAAAAUAGACUCGCUGCAAGGAUUGCAUCUUUUCAAGAGGUUCACAAGUCUCAUACACAAGAGAGUGAAAAAUAUAAGUAUGAUAUUGAGAGCUCUAAACACUUGCUAGAAAAGCUUGAGAAAUCCUCAAGUGAGCAAAGCUACAAGUUUUUCAAGGAGAUGAAAUCUUAUGUAGAUAACUACGUUGACUGUCUGAAUGAAAAGAUCAGCCAGAUACAUGAACUGGAGUCUGAGAUGUUUACAGUGGUGCAUCAGAGAGCCGGACUUCAGCUGCAGCGCAGGCAAGAGGACCUCCGUAACGAGUCUGCUGCAAUUUUGAAGCUAUCUGCAGGAAUUGACAAGGAAUCGGAGAACCCAGUUGCGAACCUUUUAGAAGACUCGCGUUUGCGAAGGAGCCGAAGGCAAGAGAGGCGCGAACUCACUGGAAUUAAAGAUCAUCAUGAAGGAAUGUCUAGUGAUGAUGAGAUGCCUCCUGGAGAGGAGAAUUCUUUCCAACAAAACAGAGCCAGAAUAUGUCUUCAGAGUAAAGACAUAUUCGAUGAUGUACAUGAAGACUUUCAUCGGGUUAAGAACAUCUUAUCUAAGUUUCACGAAUGGAGAGAACGAUUUCCGGACACGUAUUAUGAUGCUUACAUUGGUUUAUGCAUCCCCAAACUACUCAAUCCAAUAAUCAGAUUGCAGCUCCUGGACUGGAACCCAUUAGAGGCCACCACCGUGCUUGAGGAUAUGGAGUGGUACGGUGAAGUUGAAGAGUUCUCUUAUGCCGGUGGAGACCCUGAAAACGGUGUUGAAGAUAAUACAGAUGUCAACAUUUUAUCAUCCGUUAUUGAAAAGUGUGUCAUUCCGAAGGUUUCAGAGUUUGUGGAGCACAUCUGGGAUCCGGUGUCAUCCACGCAGACACAAAAUUUGGUUUGUUUCUGCAAAACCUAUGUAUUGGGGGACGAGUCCAAAAAGGCAGUAGAGGGUUUGGUAGGUUGUCUUAUUUCAAGAUUAAAGAAGGCUAUUGAAGAUGAUGUAUUUAUUCCAUUGUACCCCAAAAGUGCUUUACAAGAUAAAAAUUCUCCACGGUCAAAAUUCCAAGAAAGGCAGUUUUGGGCAGCCGUGAAGAUGCUAAACAACAUUAUGUUAUGGGAUGGAUUUCUCCAAGAAGAAGCCUUGCAAGAACUUGGAGUGGACAAACUGCUCAAUCGCUACCUCCUCUUAAUACUCUUGAAUGCGACUCCUGACUCUGAUAUGGUCAACAAGUCUAGAAAGGUUGUGGAAUGUCUCCCACAGAGUUGGUUUAAAGGUCUUGAUAGUGGAUCCACUCUACCUCGCUUGGCAAAUUUCAGCAAACACCUACUACACAGCGCGCAUGCACUGCACAAGUUAAAUGACGGUGAAAACGUGGCCGUUCUGGUGUCUCUGCUAAAGAAGAUCAAAGCUUUUGGUUAUGUGGAUGAACUUGUCAGUAAAUAUAACCUGAAGAUCUGAAAUGAUUCGCUUAACGGACACGUGUUUGCCCAAUAUGUUUUAUUUGUGAGGUUCUCGUUCUCAGCAAGUGACCUCGGCUGAAGCUUUCUGAUUAUUUCAUCCGUUCUUGUUCGAGUCAGUCUCG
This is a messenger RNA of Spea bombifrons (plains spadefoot toad), 2668 nucleotides long. It is a transcript of the gene GCFC2, whose product is annotated as GC-rich sequence DNA-binding factor 2. Bases 55 to 2544 code for a protein of 829 amino acids. The record is from RefSeq and is a predicted model, not a curated record. Gene Ontology annotation, biological process: mRNA splicing, via spliceosome. Lineage: Eukaryota; Metazoa; Chordata; Amphibia; Anura; Pelobatidae. Gene Ontology annotation, cellular component: nucleus. The transcript has 18 exons. Gene Ontology annotation, molecular function: DNA binding.